AUGGAGAUAGUGGAUAAGAUUGCGGAGCCUGAAGACCCUUUGGUGGUCACUGCUCGGAAGGUGCAGAGCCUGGAGCCGCCACUGCCGAUUCCGAUAAAGGCGUCAUGGAAAGGGAAGACCUCCCAGCAGCAGGAUGAGAAGGAUCUGCCAGAUGAUGGCGAGGAGAGCUUCCAGAGCGUGGAUUCCUCGGAUGAGGGUGGCCGGAGUUCUUUCUCUGGGGCCAGUCACCCCCUCGAGCCAAUUGAUAUGGAUCUUAUGAAGACGGUGUAUGUCGCAAUUGAUGAGGAGAAGCCUGAGCCGCCGGUGUGUAUGGUGCGAGGACUAUCAGCGAAAGGGCCAUUCAUGGAUGACCUCUCGCUCCGUGUCACAGGCCUGAAGGCAAAUGCAGUAGUCUGUGCAGGCAGUGGUGAAGGCUUGCCCGAGGAGAGGAAGGUGUCUGGUGCUGCAGUGGCGUCGUUGGCCACGGCGCGCUCGUCACAGGCUACGGAAACUGUGUCCUUGCCUCCAGAUUCGGAGGAGAAAGACUGUGUCUGGGAUGCAUCGCUCCCUCCCAGCGGCAAUGUCAGCCCUCACAGCAGCAUUGACAGCAUGGGGGUGGUCACUGCCAUGAGCAUCGCGAGCAACCGCAGUAAUAACACAUACAAAAGUGAAGCCAUAGCUACUGGAACCAUGCUUACUGUAGAGAGGAACUUUGGAAGUGUAAAGAGUAGUGUUCGAGGUGACUCUUUAGAAAGUGCAAAAACAAGCAUGAGCCGAGCAAGUGACAGCAGUGGUGUUAGCGACGAUAGCAGCUGGAGCCAUAUCACUGGAGGUACCAGUAAGCCUCAUAAGGGGAAUGAUCCCAGAGGAAAGGCGAUUCAUGCUGUGCGGAUUCGAGAUGGCGUGCUUGGGAUGAGCCACUUUAGACUGCUCAAGCGUCUAGGCUGUGGUGACAUUGGCAGCGUAUACCUCUCAGAGUUGAGUGGGACUAGGUGCUACUUUGCAAUGAAAGUAAUGGACAAGGCAUCCUUGGCCAGCAGGAAGAAGUUGAAUAGGGCUCAAACUGAGAGGGAGAUCCUGCAGCUUCUGGAUCAUCCAUUCCUACCAACUCUGUAUACACAUUUUGAGACUGAUAGGUUCUCGUGUCUGGUCAUGGAAUUUUGUCCGGGUGGUGACUUGCACACUCUGCGACAGAAACAGCCAGGAAAAUAUUUCUCCGAGUAUGCAGCAAGGUUUUAUGCUGCAGAAGUUCUUCUAGCUAUUGAGUAUCUGCACAUGCUGGGAGUCGUUUACAGGGACCUGAAGCCAGAAAAUGUUCUGGUGCGUGAUGAUGGCCACAUAAUGCUUUCAGAUUUCGACCUCUCCCUGAGAUGUGCAGUGUCACCUACACUAAUCAGGACAUCGGCCUUUGAUUCUGAUCCCAGAAGGGCGGGUGGUUCAUUCUGUGUGCAACCUACUUGCAUGGAGCCUACUUCAGCCUGUAUUCAGCCAGCUUGUUUCAUGCCCAAAUUGUUUGGUCAGAAGAGCAAGAAAAAGACCAAAAAGACAAGGUCUGACCUUGGACAGAGUGCCAUCAACCUGCCCGAGCUCCUCGCAGAACCAACAUCAGCUCGAUCCAUGUCAUUCGUUGGGACUCACGAGUACUUGGCCCCAGAAAUCAUCAAAGGCGAAGGCCAUGGAAGUGCGGUCGACUGGUGGACCUUUGGUAUCUUCUUGCACGAGCUUCUAUACGGCAAGACACCAUUCAAGGGGUCAGGCAACCGCGCCACGCUGUUCAACGUGGUCGGUCAGCAGCUGAAGUUCCCCGAGUCGCCGUCGACGAGCUACGCCGGCAGGGACCUCAUCAGGGGGCUCCUGGCCAAGGAGCCGCAGCAGCGCCUCGGCGUGAAGAGGGGCGCGACGGAGAUCAAGCAGCACCCCUUCUUCGAGGGCGUGAACUGGGCCCUGAUCCGAUGCAGCACGCCCCCCGAGGUCCCAAGGCCCGUCGAGGCCGAGCUGCCGGUGAAGUACGGGGUGUCGGAGGCGGUCGCGAGCACCAACAAGAGGGUGGUCGGCGCGGACGCCAAGUCCGGCGGGAAGUACCUUGACUUUGAGUUCUUUUAG
Triticum turgidum subsp. durum (durum wheat) is the source of this 2082-nucleotide messenger RNA. Lineage: Eukaryota; Viridiplantae; Streptophyta; Magnoliopsida; Poales; Poaceae. The record is from the annotation of a GenBank genome assembly.